AUGCCGCCGCGAAUACCAGCCCUGUCGUGCCUGCGGGCGCCGACGUCUUUCUCGACCACCAAUCAACUCACCCUCCCCAUCCGAACUUUCGCCUCCACAUCGCACCUAUACGCCGAGUCAGCCGAACGCCAGAAGAAGCGCCUCGCGAACGAUCCCUAUAUCGUCGCUCAGCGGAAUAGGAAGAAGGCUGCCAAUCUCACGCGCCGCGCUGAGCUCGAACAAGGCCGUGUAGCGAGCCUCGGAGACCCAGUCCGCGGUGUUGCAACACCAUUCGUAGAAUCCUUCGAUACUGGAAAGCCAAUCACGUACGAAGAGGGCAAGAAGAUACCCAAAGAUCGGAAACACCUCAACUAUGCCUUCGAGCCAGAGACUGUUAGGCAACAAUUGGACAGGAGCAAAGACUUGGCUGUUCCGCUGGGUAUAAUCCCGGAGGAGACCGUGGCCCCCACAACGAAAUGGUCCAACUCCAUAUUCGGCAAGACACAGGCAAUUCAAUUGUCGGCCGAAGAGAUCGAGGAGCAAAGCAAGAAGGAUCAUGCUCGAGCUGCUGAGGCCAUCGCCCGCAUCACCGCUCUCGAAAACGGAUCGAGCAAAGACCGCAUGCGCGUGAACAUCACACGCUGUGUAGAGACAUUCGGGCGCCACAACACCGAUAGGAUAUUCCCACCCAAGGCGCCAUCAUUGAGCCGGUCAGGUGCCGAAGAAGUCCGCACCGUACGCCCAGAAACAAAUGUUGCGGCGACUGCAAAGCGCGUCGGGCCUGAUACUGGGUCGUCCGAAGUCCAGAUCGCCAUCUUGACAGCAAAGAUCAAGACCCUGGCCGACUUCUUACAAGCCCGAGGAAAGGGCGACAAGCACAACAAGCGGAACCUGCAAUUGCUGGUGCACAGGAGGCAGAAGUUGCUACAGUACCUAAGACGGAAAGAGAGAGGUGGUCCGAGGUGGCAGCAUUGUAUCGAGACUCUUGGGCUGACCGAAGGUACCUGGAGAGGCGAGAUAUCGUUGUGA
This is a messenger RNA of Alternaria incomplexa, 1008 nucleotides long. RefSeq lists its product as uncharacterized. Gene Ontology annotation, molecular function: structural constituent of ribosome. Gene Ontology annotation, cellular component: ribosome. NCBI's taxonomy places the organism in Eukaryota, Fungi, Ascomycota, Dothideomycetes, Pleosporales, Pleosporaceae. The transcript has 2 exons. Bases 1 to 1008 code for a protein of 335 amino acids. Gene Ontology annotation, biological process: translation. The record is from RefSeq and is a predicted model, not a curated record.